This is a messenger RNA of Nicotiana tabacum (common tobacco), 1661 nucleotides long. RefSeq names its product glutathione S-transferase U17-like. The record is from RefSeq and is a predicted model, not a curated record. Gene Ontology annotation, biological process: glutathione metabolic process. Gene Ontology annotation, cellular component: cytoplasm. Gene Ontology annotation, molecular function: glutathione transferase activity. Lineage: Eukaryota; Viridiplantae; Streptophyta; Magnoliopsida; Solanales; Solanaceae.
GAACAUUAACUUGGUUUCAUCUCACAUUUUAAGCUAGGAGAAUGAAUUAACUCUUGUGAUGCUGAUUUCAUUAUGUCUGUAGAAUGCUUGUUUUUAUCCAACUAUAAUAGAAGAUUCCGAUACCACUCAUCUUGUGAUUCGCUAAUGUUGUGAGAAACUAUAGGCCAAAAUUGAAAAAGUGGCUAGAUUCAUGACACAUAUAGAGAUACAGCUUGCCAUCUUUAUGAUUACUUUGUCUGCAAUAGUGCUUAAUAUUGUUUUUGCCGGCAAAGAGAAUCUUGUUGAGUCCUACAUUGUUUAUCUGAAGAGGUCGACAUUGUAGAUUCCAAUGCUGUCUAUGACCAUUAGACCAUCAUAAAACGAGUGCUUAAUUCUGUGUUAAAUUGCUUUUCUUUCUAGUUCAUUAGUUGGCUAUGGCAACCAGCAAUGUAAAGCUUCUAGGAAGAAACGGAUGUCCUUUUGUGAAUCGGGUUCAAAUGGCUCUUAGCUUGAAGUCCAUCGACCAUGAAUUCAUUGAAGAGGAUCCGUUCAAGAAAAGUGAGCUUCUUCUCAAAUCAAACCCUGUUAGUAAGAAAGUCCCAGUUCUCUUCCAUGCUGAAAAGCCUAUCUGUGAGUCUCUCCUCAUCGUGCAAUACAUCAAUGAAGCUUGGCCUAAUAACCCCUCCAUCCUUCCUUCGGAUCCUUAUGAACGUUCCAUUGCCCGGUUUUGGGCAGCCUAUAUUGAUGAAAAAUGGCUUCCUUUAACAGCAGAGUAUAGGAAGGCUGAAGGAGAAGAAGCAAAGGCAGCGGCGAGAGACAAAUUGGUUGAAAGGACAUUGCUGCUAGAGGAAGCUUUCAUCAAUAGUAGCACAGGCAAAUCUUUCUUUGGUGGAGAUAACAUUGGUUACCUUGACAUUGUUCUUGGGAGUUUAUUGGGAUGGCUUAAAGCUGAAGAGAUUAUGACUUCCACAAAAAUAUUUGAUGAAACCAAGAUUCCUCAAUUAGUGGCAUGGACUGAAAGAUUUUUUGCAGACAUAGCAGUGAAGGAUUUCAUCCCAGAAUCUGAGAAACUUGCAGAAGGUUUCAAGAAGUUUGAGAUACUAAAAGCUGCCUCAAACACAAAUUAAGGGUACUUUAAAUGGAGUAGUAUGUGUAGAAACUUGAUCCUGCUUCUAUGCUAAGUUGCUCCGACAUGGCAGUUUAGGUGCCGCACCCGUGUCGACACGACACUAGUAUGGGUGUGGGUAUGGGAUCCGUACCGGAUCUGGUCAAACGAUUUUGGAUACUUUGACCACGACGGACGAAAAAAUUUGAGACGAUAUACAAUUUAAUUCCCGAAAUCAAAACCAAAAUUAGGAUAAAUUUGAAUAAAAUAGCAUACCUUAUCUAGGAGAAUAAAAAAGAAAUUCACACUUUACAAGCUAUACAUAAGUAUUCUCCAACAUUUAUCAUAAUUUAGAAAUAUUUUUUUAUAUUUUUAUUUUUUGAAUUAUUUUUAGCCGGAUCUUUGCACCCGUAUCCGCACUAGGAUCCGUAUCCACGAAUUUUAGAAUUUACAUCUCAAAGGAUCCGACCUCUAGAUCCGCAUCCAUGUCGGACAGCUACACCUAUGUCCGAGCAACUUAGCUUCUAUGAAUGUACUUGAAUAACACAGCCAAUUCAAAAGGCUUUACAAGAUCUAA